AUGUUUGAAGGAUUUGUUGCAGAUAUACUCACAAGGUAUCUUGGAAAGUAUAUUAAGACAUUGAAUACUGAAAACUUAAAGAUUGGAAUCUGGAGUGGUAAUGUAACAUUAGAGAACUUGGAAUUGAAAAAGAGUGCAUUACAGUCAUUUAAUAAUCUACCGUUCACUGUCAAGGCUGGCUUUUUGGGAAAGUUGACUCUCAAGAUACCAUGGAAUAAUCUAAAGACUGAACCGGUGAUUAUAUACAUUGACAAGGUGUAUUUGGUAGCUGUACCAAAAUCACAAGACGAAUGGGAAGAAGAAGAUGAAGAUAUCAAAAUCAAGAAAAAGAUGGAUCGUCUAAGAAUUCAUGAAUCUUUAAAAGAGGAAAGACAAGCUGAAUCAUUAUCAUCUUCAUUACCACAAUCAUCAACAUCUUCUUCAUCAUCUUCAUCUUCAUCGUCAUCAUCAUCAUCAUCACCAACAUCUCAAUCACCACCAUUAGAUUCAAGUACUGAAAGUACAACAACUAAUAAUAAUAAUAAUAAUAAUAAUAAUAAUAAUAAUAAUAAUAAUAACCCAAGUAGUAUGGGAGAUACUUCAUCAUCAAAUAUUGGAACCAAUUCAACAUCAUUUGCAGAGAGUCUUAGAAACAAGAUAGUUGAUAAUAUUCAAUUAUCCAUUUCAAAUGUACAUGUUAGAUUUGAGGAUAGUGUGACUAAUCCUUUGAACCCACCCUAUUGUUUUGGUGUUACGUUGGAACAUCUAAAGGCAGAGUCGACCAAUGAAGAGUGGAAAUCUACCUAUAUACAUGCACCACAUCAACUUGUUCACAAGUUGAUCACUCUGAAGAAUCUAGCAGUCUACUGGGACACUGGCAUACAAUCAGACAUUUUACAAUGUAAAGAUAUAAAUGAUCUUGAAAAGAAAAUGACUCAUUUAAUUAAAGAUGUCAAAGAUCAUAAUUAUUUAUUACAUCCAAUUUGUGGUUCUUUAAAGCUAUUAAUUAACAAAUCAAUUAUACCAAAUAAAUUGAUACCUGCAUAUACAUUGAAUUUCGAAUUUGAUGAUAUUAAAUUGGAACUAGAGUCUAAUCAAUAUAUGGGUAUUAUGGCAUUGGUCGAAUGGUUCUCUUUGCUGAAAAAAGGAGAGAAAUACCGAAGACUAAAGAAUGGACCACUGGCGAAUGCAAAGGAUCGUUGGAGAUUUGCAAUCCAGUGUAUUCGUAGUGACAUUUCCGAAAAGAGAUCUAAAUGGACCAGAGAAUAUAUAGAAAAACGUCGUAGAGAUCGAUUAGAAUAUAUUUCAUUAUAUAAAAUGAAAAAAAGAAAAGGAAAAAAUUUUUCAGAGGCAAACAAACAUAGAUUAGAGAGUUUUGAAAGAGAAUAUGGAUUUGAAGAUUUAAUUUAUUUCAGAUCGAUUGCAGAUGCAGAGAUUAGAGGAGAAGAGGUGAUUUCAAAGGAGAAAUCUAGUAUUGCAUCUUCGUCAUCGUCUUCACCAAGUUCAUUGUCACCUACUUUAAAGUCAGUAUUGAAUGAUUCGUCGAAAAAGUCAGUGGUUCAUGAUACCCAUGAUACAUCGGCCAGUGGUGGAGGAUGGUUUAGAUGGUUUAGUUUUGGUGGUGAACAAACAAGCAAACAUCAAGAUGAAAAGGAAAAGGAUAUCCUACUAGACACACUCGAAUUGACCAAUGAACAAAGAAGAGAGUUUUAUUCAACCAUUGAUUAUAAUGAACAUCAAGCUUCAAAAAAUAUUGUAUAUCCUAAAGAUUAUGUAAAAAAUAGAUUAAACUUUAAUAUUAAAAAAGUAUCGGUUGCUUUGAUUUUAGCAAGACCAAAGGACCAAAAUAAUACCAAAGACAAAGAUGGAGGAGAUGGUGUGAAAAAGGAGGAAGAUUUGGUGAUUGUAAUGAGCAACAUGUCAUUGAAAUUGGACAAGUUUGUAGAAUCAUUGUAUUUACAAACUAUUUUGGAAACGAUUCAUGUGUAUGAUCGUUAUACUGAUAAUACUGUAUAUCCAAUGUUAAUGGGUCCACUUAAAAAUUCACUCAUUUAUGAAAGUGUAGCUCAAAGAAAUGUAAAUAAUAAUAACAGUAAUAGUAAUAGUAGUAAUAAUAAUAAUCAACAACAACUAUCCAAAUCACAAUCACAAUCUCAAUUAUUACCAUCUUUAAUAUCAUCAUCUUCAUCCAUUCAUACGAGUGGUAGUGGAGUUGAUAUCUCAAACAUACCAUCAUUGAUUGAUACUGAAGAUGCAGUCUCGGAAUAUAUAACAGCCGAUGACACUGCAUCGUCUAUCAGUGGAGAAUACCAAGAUGCAUUGACCGAAAAACAACCUCUUUUCGAAAUGUCCAUUCAAGAAAACCCUCUAAACUCUGAUGCCAACUAUGUAGUAUUUAUUGAAACUCUUCCAUUGGAAAUCAUUUAUAGUAAAUUAAUUUUAGAUUCUGUUUUGGAAUUCUUUGGUAAUGCACCUAGUAAUACAUUAAAAGAUAUUGAAGAGGCAGCUAGAAACCAAAUUAAAAUAUUCAAGGACAAGACUACACUUAGAAUACAAUAUGAAUUGCAGAAUCACAAGACGGUGGAUUUGGACAUUAAUAUCAAUGCCCCUCAUAUCUUGGUACCAGAGAGUUUCUCGUCACUGGCAUCACCCGUUUUAGUUUUGGAUUUGGGUUCGUUUAGUUUGAUCAGUUCAAACAAACCAUUCCAAGGCAAGGAUUUUGAAGCUGUUCAACGUCAAGAUCAAGAUGAUUUUAGAAAGAGUCAAGAAGCAUCAUUACUCAAUGAUCAAGAUAGUGAUUAUGAACAAGAAAGAACUCUUUAUAUAUUGGGUCAACCAAAGAAAGAUGAUGAUGACGAAAAUGAUGAAAAUAAUGAUGAUGAAAGUAAACGUAAAACCAAACAACAACGUAAAAAAGAUGAUAAAAAGAAAAAGAAGAAAAAGGAUUCUCGAAAUAUUUCUUCUACUUCUUCUUCUUCUCAUCAUCAUCAUAAUCAUACAACCAAUCAUACUCAUACCCAUCAUCAAAAUACAACUGAUAAUUCAAGAAUGGAACAUGAAACUUCAAGACUUUUAAAAACUAGUAAUGGUGAUGAAGAAGAAAUAGUUCCAAGUAAUUAUCUUUAUGAUCUUUAUGAAUUACAACUUAAAAAUAUUCAAUUAUUUAUUAUUUCAAAUAAUACGGCACUUCCACUUGUAAAUAAAUUCGAUAUUAAUUUUUCAAUCUAUAAAUGUAUAAUACAAUCUCAAACAUUGUUAACAAAGUUAAAAUUAUUUGGAGAUUUACCAUUAUUAAAUAUUCAAUUAUCAAAAGAAACUAUUGAAAUGUUGAUAAGAAUUAUGGAUUCGAUUAAACCAAAUGAAUUACCACCAGUUUCAACUGUUUUAUCUACUCCAACCACUCCAAUCACCGAUAUAGAGGGAUUGUAUUCCUCUCCUCUACAAUCACCUUCACAGCAACAAGAAGAGACUACAGAGGAAGGUAAUUUCCAAGAUAUACCAGCAUCUGACAAUGAAAAGAAUCCAGGACCAGGAUUAUUAUUGGAAGAAUUGGAAUUAAAUCCAGCUGAUCAAGUACCCAUUUUAAUGUUAUACAAUACAUUGUUGGAAGUUAAUUUCUCGUUGCCUGCAAUUAGUUUGGUCAUUACUGAAAAUGAAAAACCAUUCAUUCGAUUGUUUAUAAGUGGUAUUGGUGCACAGGUUCACAAGAGAACGUACGAUGUCUCUAUAUUGCUUACGUUGAAACAUCUCUACAUCGAAGAUCUCUAUCAAGUAUUCCAUGAUCCAAAUAGUCAUCUUAGGUAUUUGGCCAAGUCGUCGACGUCCAUUAAUACUAGCUCGAGUGGUGAGAUGGUGGUGGAAGAGAAUGAAAAUUUAAUAACCGUUUCAAUAUCAUCGAUUCAAAAGACGUCACCUCAAUACAGUGGUAUCUCUCAACAAAUUGACAUCACCUUUAAUACUCUACAAUUCAAUUGUAACAAGUUGAUCGUCACCAAAUUAAUUGGACUUACCAAAGACAUUGAAUCUAUCAUUAUUGAUACUGUAUCUAAAAGACAACAUCAUCAACAAGUUCAACAACAACAACAAGCUCAACAACAGCAACAAGAAUCAAGUCCUAAUACCAAUACUACUGGAGGAGGAGGAUAUAGUACACUUAAAAAACCAACUACAUCACCUCCACAAGAAGCAUUUAAAGCAGACAAGAAUAAUCCAAAGAUUAUUAUUGCCAUCACCAUGAAAUCAUUGAUUAUCAAUUUCAAUGAGAAUGAUGAAUCCUAUUUUGCAUUCUCUAUUAAACAAUUAUCACUUAAUUUUGAUAUUGAUAUUGAAUCUUCAGUUAUGAGAUUUAAAUUAGGAAAUUUAUUAAUUCAUGAUAUAUCAAAAGAUGCAUCAAAAGAUUUAGGACCAUUAUUUGGUACAGAUGGUGAACACAUGGUAGAGAUUUAUGUAAUGUCUUAUAACAAAUCGAGUCAGAGUAGUGGUGAUGGUGAUAGUGAAGGGGGAGACAAUACACCCAAUGUUGGAUCUCCUUCCUAUUCAACUUCAACCAAAUCAACUGCCACUGAACCACCCUAUGACACUACUAUUAGUGUUAGAAUGAGUUCGGUAAAACUAAUCGUCAUUCGUAGUUUAAUCGAUCGUCUAACAGAAUACUUUGAAGAUUUUGAUAUUGAUAACAAAAAAAUCAAAGAAAGUGCAAAAGGUGCUGUUGAAAUGAUCACUGUUAAACAUCAAAAGAAAAAGGUAUUAUUUGAAGUUGAUGUAAAUGCACCAAGAAUUAUAUUCCCAAAGAAUUCAUCAUCACCUUAUGUGAUUAUAGCAGAUUUGGGACAUAUAUCAAUAUUCAAUUGUUAUUCAUAUUGUUUGGAUUCACCUAGUAUUGUGUUGGAAGAGUCGUUGGUCGAGCCAAACCUCAAAAAGAAGAAAAAGAAAAAGAGAACGAUCCAACGACUCGACAAACACAACAUGUUGCCAUCGGAAGCCGACAAGAACGAUAUUCGUGACCAGAUUUCAUUUAGAAUUCCACACAUCUCUGUGGAAAUCUUUAGAAAGAAUAGAAGCGAGUCUGUAGUAUCAUUUGAAGUUGACAAGUUGGAUUUCUCCAUCAUCGAGUAUCUCUAUGAUUAUGAAUAUACUCUUUUUACAAUGAAUUCAAUUGAAUUGAUUGAUACUAGAAAAUCUGCAAAUAAUCAAUUUAGAAAAUUAUUAUAUCAUUCAAAAAAUGAUCAAAAUGAAAAAGAAUUGACAAUUGAUAUUUGUGAAAAGAGAAAUGGUGAUAUGGAGAUGAAGAUAUCGUUGGAUCAUUGUAGAGUAGUGUUGGUACCUGAAUCGAUUUGUGCGAUUAUUGAUUUUGUCAUGCCGGGUGUCAAAGCACUCACGUCACUCUCGGAUAUCGAGUCACCUGUUUUGUCUCCUUUAAUCAUUCCACCUGGUUCACCAACCACUGGUUAUGGAGAGGAUGAAGAGGAUGAGGAGGACGACGAUCUAGAAUCAAGUAGUGAUAGUAUUGCUCCUAUUGUUAAACGAACACCUGUCAAAGCAAUGCUAGAAGAUAAUAAGAAAAUGGAAGAUGGUGAUAAACUCAACAACAACAACAAGUCUGGAACGACCAUUUCAUUGUAUAAUACAAAGGAAGGGUUACAACCACAAAAGAAUAUUCAUAUACAAGUGACAAAGGCAGAGAUUUGUAUGAUUGAAAAGCCAGAGCGACUAGACAGCCGCGCACUCAUUGUCAAAGCUUCGGCAAUUGGUAAGCUGGCGACACAGACUGGCAACAUUCUCACAUACUCUGACUUUCAAAUGUGUGUUGACAAGUUUGAAUUGUUCAAGUGUCGAUUGGACGACCUCAUACACACGUCCGUCUCUAUCAUUGAUCCGUUCAACUUGACCGUCAAUAUAUCGCAGGUCGAGGGAGGUGACGAUGAACUGCCAAUCGAUAUACUCGUGUCGGUCAACCCUAUCCACAUCACCUUUUCAUACCAAGAUUUCCUGCUGUGUCACCAGAUCUACCAAGACAUUGCAGAUACGGUCAACAAAAUGAUCGACGAGGAGAUAUUUGAAAAGUACAAACAACAAAAACAAAAACAACAACAAAAUAAUCUUCGACUCAGUCGGUCUAGUAGUUCAAAGUAUUUAAGAUACUCUACUUCAUCUCAACAUAUUCCUCAACCGACGUCGGUACCUCCACCACUACCACCCAAAUCCAAACCAAGAAUCAAUUUCCAAUCACCACGUAUCAAGAUUACAUUGAUUAAUGAUCAUGGUGGAAAGUAUGCUGGUAUAGCCGAUUUCAAGAUAUCCAAUAUAUCACUAGAGGUGUUGGACACUAAAGUGUUGAUGGCCAUGUUUAUAGUUGCCAACUAUUUUAAUCCACAAAAAUCAGCUUGGGAACCUGCCCUUGAAGAUUGGGGAUUCAAAUUAGGUAUUGAAACUAUUGAAAAUCAACAACCAAACCUACUUCAAAAGUCACAAGACAUGACAGAAGCUAUUGAUCAAAAGAAUGGUGUUGGUGAAAAGGAUGUUUCAACCAAUAUAGUACUAUCUUCAAGUCGUCAAAUGAAUCUAAAUAUCUCUAAAGCUCUCAUUGAUACUCUUUAUUCAUCAUAUCAAACUAUCAAACAAUUGGAUCUCAUUACUAAAUUUAAUGAUAUUAAAAAGAAUGAAAAGAGAGGUUCAUCAUCAGCAGCAACAACAUCAGUAGUAGAAGAUAAACCAACAACAAAAGAUGAUAAUAAUAAUAAUAAUAAUAAUGCUGGAUCAACAGUAUUUACACCAAUUGAAAUACCAUCAAGAUUUAUUUCAUCUUCUUCAACACUGCUGCACACAUUUAUCUUGAGAAAUGGUACUGGUAUGAAAUUGGAAUGGUGGAUUAAUAAUGUUAGUGAUAAUAAUAAUAAUAAUAAUCAACCUCAACCAGGACAAAAAAAAGAAGACGACUCUGAAGAAGAAGAGAAUGAAGAAGAUACAAUUAAAUAUCAUUCAUAUCAACAUCCACAUCAUCAUCAUAAUCAUCAUAAUCAAAAUCAACAAAAACAAUAUCUAAAGAAAUCAUUUGUUGAAAAUGGUAGUGAUAUUACAUUUAGUUUGGAGGAACCAAGAAGUAAAUUUAGAGAUGCAACUUCGAUUUCAAACUAUCGUAUCAAUUUGGCGAUGCAUGGGUGGCGGGAAAUCACCUCUUUGCCAAUCGACAAGAGUGGAACCUUUUUCUUUAACCUCACACCGUCCGACCCACAAAUCCAACACCAACAGUCGAGUCUGACCUACAACUAUCAACAAUUGGUGUAUGAGAUUACAGUGUGUGAUGGUAAUCGUUUGUUGAUCAUCCGUUCCAACACUCUGAUCACCAACAAUACCGACGGUCCAAUACAGUAUUUUGACAAACCAUUCUACAAUCCAACCGUGCGUGAUGAGGAGACUCUGCCCUACGGAACAUUGUCGACAAUCGGUCCGCACGAGUCAAAGUCAUUGCCAUUGGCACCUCUCCAAGUGCAGUAUCAACACCAACCACACUUUAGAAUAUUUGACAAGUCGUCGGGCAAGCAGAGCACGCCCAUCAUGUGUGAGCAACCUGCAUUCUUCCAACUGUGUAUUCACAGACGUCUCUAUUAUAAUGUGCAGAUUGACACGCACUAUAUGGACAGUACCGAAGAGAAUGAUAUGUACAAUGAAGAUGACUUGGACGAACAAGAUGGUGAAGGAAUAGGAGGAGGAGGAGACGACGACGAAGAGAGUAAACAGCAACGUCAAAGACAACUAUUGAUGGAACAACGCAACAACCACAUCAUUAUCAUUUCCGCACCACUGGUGAUUGAGAAUACGUUGUAUUGUCCCAUGUCUGCACGUAUCUAUGACGCACUAUCCAAUGAAAUGUUGGAAGAGUUUACUUUGGAACCUGGCAAAUCUAUCCAGCUGCUAUCAAUCAACACGCAGUUGAAAACAAUGAUGCGUGUCAAGGUUGACCAGUUCAAGUGGAGCAACUUUUUCCAAAUCACCAGUUCCACUGAACGAGAUAUUAACAACCAACUCAUUAAAAUGAAUAUGGACAAUGCAACGUCGACAGCGGGUAUGGUGACACUGAAAAUUGAACAACGAUCAUUGUAUGGUAUCGCCAAGAUAUGCAUUUACUCUGAAUUCUGGGUGAUCAACCGUACUGGAUUAAAUGCCAACUUUUCAAUCAAUAAUGGUGAAUACACCAUGAAGUCACUCACCCAACCAUCACUCGAAGAAUGUAUCGACCCAUACAAAGAUCCAAGAGAAUGGUACGAUAUGAAGGCACUGAUUCCACCACCUCUCAUGAUAUCACCUGCCGAUUCAUUCGUCUCUUUCAAAGUUGACAAUAGUAAAUCAUCUCAACCUGUUCGUCUAUCAAAAAUUAAAGCCGACGAUGAUAUAACAAUCAAAAAAAUGAAAUUUGAUAAAGAAUUAUCUUUACAAUUUAAAACUUUAAUUUCUGUUGAAAAAGAGCAUUUUAGAACAAAACAAUUAACAAUAUCACCAAAAUUUAUUUUAAUUAAUAAUUUACCAUUUAAACUUUAUUAUUGUCAAAAGGAUUCAUUGGUUUAUAAAGAUUAUCAUGUUGUACCUGGUGAAUCACUUCCGUUCCAUUAUUUGGAUGAUAAUUUGGAACAAUUCAUGUGUGUUAGAUUGGAUACUGACAAUCCUUGGAGCGGUGCAUUUAAAACAUCUGUCACCAAAGCAAUUUAUUUGUCAUUAAAACUUCCAAAGAAACCACAACAACCACAACAGGUCAAUAAUAAUAAUAAUAAGGAUGAAGAUGAUGGAUUAUAUAUGCCAUUGGUUCAAAUAUUACAAGAGAAUGGAUUAUUCUUUAUUAUUUUCAAUCCUCAAUCAAAGAAUUAUCCACCAUUCAAAAUUGAAAAUCUAACUCCAUUCCCAGUUAUCAUUUCUCAACUUGAAACAAAUAUUAAACAUACUAUAAAUAGUAAAAAGACAAUUAGAUAUGUAUUUGAUGAACCAUUAUUGGAAGAUGUAUUAGAGAUUACAAUACCAAAUACUCGAUAUUCGAGGACGAUGAAAUUGAACAAGUUGUAUAGUUCAAGUUCACCGAUUGUUAUUAAAACACAGACUGGUUAUUCUGCAAAGAUAAAGACAUUGGUCUAUGCAAACGGUCCUACCAAAGUAUUGUGUUUGGUGGAUAUCAAUCAACCUGGUGCUGAAGCAAAUCUACCCCUCCCACAACGUGAAGGUGAUCCAACCAAUACCAACAAUCAACCUCCCAAUAGAUUAUCGGUCGAUGUGUAUAUGGGUGGUGUUAGUAUAUCACUGAUUGAUGGUCAACCUCAAGAACUAUUAUUCUUGACGCUGCGUGGUAUCAAUAUCAAGUUUAGAGAAUCCUACAACUAUGAACAAGAUAUUCAUCUAUCAAUCCACCAACUCAAAGUUGAUAAUCAACUAUACAACACUCCAUACCCUGAAAUUGUUACUACUGAUUCAAAGGAAACUCCUUCCUCCUCGGAAUCAGAUCUGGAUCAAGAUAGUAACCAUUUCCUAACUGCAGUCUUUUCGAAAUCAACCAAGUACCAACUGGAACAACAAGAUAAACAAGUUGGUAUAGAUUACAUCAAACAAUUGAAAUUCAAAAUUCAACCAUUGAAAGCUCAAAUUGAUGAAACUCUUAUCUAUUGUAUCUAUCAAUUAUUAAUUCAAUUGGAUUUCUUUAAAGAUAAACCAAAAUCUAAAUUAAAUUUAACAUUUUUACCAAUACCAGAAACAGUUGAUAGUAAAAGAAUGUAUUUUGAAGAAUUGAUAAUACCACCAAUCGAUAUUCGAUUAAGUUAUUGUUCAUCAUUUUAUUCGAAAAAAUUGAUUGGAUCGGUGGCAUCGGCCAUGGCCAAUAUCGACAAUGCACCACUACACUUGGAAAGAUGGCAACUGGAACAUCAGUUUAUCACGAUUGCCGAGAUGGGGACUGCACUGUUAUCACAUUUCAAGUGGGAGUUUGGCAAGAUUAUUCUCUACUCUGAUAUGUUUGGUGCACCCAUGUCUCUGACAAACAGUCUGUCACGUGGUAUAAACGACUUUAUCAACGAGUCACGUGCCGGUAUCAACCAGAAUGUGGUGUUGGGUGGUAUAUUCAAGGGUACACGAUCGUUGCUCAAAAACUCAUUGUAUGGUAUAUUCAACUCGACGAGUAGAAUCACUGGCAGUAUUGGUAAGGCAAUGGCACCAUUGUCGUUUGAUUCGCGGUACCAGCAGAUGCGUGAACGACAGCAAAACAGGGCAGCUGCACCAAAAUACUUUGGUGAAGGGUUAUCAAUGGGUAUCAAAGAGUUUACUAAAGGUGUGUCACAUGGCUUGGCCGGUAUAUUCAAUCAACCAGUAAAAGAUUUCCAAGAUAGUGGUAAUAUUGGGUUUUUGACGGGUCUUGGAAAAGGUGUGAUUGGGUCGAUUGUCAAACCGACUAUUGGCGUCAUUGACAUGCUCAGUCACACGUCACAAGGUCUGCGAAAUAAGUAUCGUGAACCAAUCGACUACCAUCAAAUCCGUACACGACCACCUCGAUUCAUCGACCCCGAUGGCACCAUCCAACCAUACAACUAUGAAAAGUCGUACUGGCAAGAGAUACUAUUUGCCAUUGACCGCGGUCUCCAUUACCAUAAUCGUGAAAGUCAAGUUGACCAUAUCAUCUAUUACAGUUAUAUUCAUAAUACUAAAACCAAAAAGAAACGACACACCAACAAUUAUAAUGACCAAGAUGAUGGUUCUAGUUUAGAUACAACAACAACAGAUGAUUCAAAUUUGGACAACAACAAAAAACAAUUAUUUAAACAUCAUAUAUUGGUAUCUACCAAAUAUUUGUUUUUAAUUGAUGAACCAGUCCCAAAAUUACGAUGUUCAUUCCUACUCUCGACACUAAGGCUUCGUGUACUUUCAUCCGAAAAGAGUCUGCUAAUUGAAAACACCAAACAAGAAAGAUUCUUUACAAUUCAAACAUUGGAUAAACUAGGAAACGAUAUCUCACUACAACUAUUUACAGAAUUGAAUGAUAUAAUCUUGGAUUUAAAAUCUAAAAGUGGAAUCUAA
This is a messenger RNA of Cavenderia fasciculata, 11022 nucleotides long. It is a transcript of the gene vps13F, whose product is annotated as vacuolar protein sorting-associated protein 13 family protein. Gene Ontology annotation, cellular component: extrinsic component of membrane. The coding region runs from base 1 to 11022 and encodes 3673 amino acids. The record is from RefSeq and is a predicted model, not a curated record. Gene Ontology annotation, biological process: protein retention in Golgi apparatus; protein targeting to vacuole. The transcript has 15 exons. NCBI's taxonomy places the organism in Eukaryota, Evosea, Eumycetozoa, Acytosteliales, Cavenderiaceae.